AUGCAGAGAGCGCAUGAUAUACUAACCGGUACAGCCGGUAAAUUGCUUCCUACCACCGGCUUUUACUUCGAAGCCAAGGGAGCACUAACCCCUUUGGAAUUUAUGACCGCUGGGGAUGCCAUAAUCGCAAACGAUCAGAGGUGGGAAUGGGUCUUAGACUACACGGGAGCAGCUAUGGAUUGCCUCCCCGCAGACAAGCAGUUUUUGCGUGCUUAUGAUAUACCAUGUCUAGGACUCCCUAAAUUUGUAACACGAGAACUCGGCGACUGGACGUUAUGCGAUGCUGAUGAACAGAUCCCAUCACCGUCCGAUGUAGCGGUGCAGUUCGGCGACUCGGAUGAUCCGAAGACAUGUAUGGAAAAUCUAUACGAUAACGGCGUAUCUAGCCGUACACAGCAUCGUUAUGACGUUAGCAUUACUUAUGACCGAUAUUACGAGACCCCAAGAAUAUGGCUCAUUGGUUUCAAUGCUUUUGGACUCGCCUUGUCGCAUCACGAAAUGCUGCAAGAUGUGCCGUGUGAAUACGCAGGCAAAACGAUUACCAUAGGAAGGCACCCAUACACAGGAGAACUAAAUAUGACUGUCCAUCCCUGCUACCAAAUGGAGGCCAUGCACAGACAAAAUCACGAUAAGUCAUCUUUCAGGGCCGAAAAUGCCAUCACAUUCGCACUGGAAAUCUGGGCUUCAGUGCUGCCCAGGUUCUGCCUCAAAAGCGAAAUUGCUUUGCAGAAUGCACAUUAA
Messenger RNA from Babesia sp. Xinjiang, 741 nucleotides. RefSeq names its product Autophagy-related protein 3. Gene Ontology annotation, cellular component: cytoplasmic ubiquitin ligase complex; cytosol. The transcript has 6 exons. Gene Ontology annotation, biological process: nucleophagy; autophagy of mitochondrion; autophagosome assembly. Lineage: Eukaryota; Apicomplexa; Aconoidasida; Piroplasmida; Babesiidae. Bases 1 to 741 code for a protein of 246 amino acids. Gene Ontology annotation, molecular function: Atg8-family ligase activity. The record is from RefSeq and is a predicted model, not a curated record.